Messenger RNA from Sphaeroforma arctica JP610, 471 nucleotides. RefSeq lists its product as hypothetical. The record is from RefSeq and is a predicted model, not a curated record. Gene Ontology annotation, biological process: regulation of cell cycle. Bases 1 to 471 code for a protein of 156 amino acids. NCBI's taxonomy places the organism in Eukaryota, Ichthyosporea, Ichthyophonida. The transcript has 4 exons. Gene Ontology annotation, molecular function: histone H3K79 methyltransferase activity.
AUGUCCGAUUUAGCACUCACGCCUGGCUUUGUCUUUUACGAUCUUGGAAGCGGCGUGGGAAAGUGCGUUAUACAGGUUGCGAUAGAUUGGUUGCCGUCGAAGAGCGUGGGGAUUGAGUUGGCAAAAACUCGACACGACGCAGCGCUAGAGGCGCAUUCUCAUGCUUUACAACUGGGCUUAUUAAAGGAUCGCAAUAUCAGCUUCAUUAAUGGUGACAUCAUGGACACAGAAUUGUACCAGGAUGGUGAGGUGCUCUACGUAGCCAGCCUAUGUUUCGAUACAGAAUUCAUGGGUGUACUAGCGGAAAAGCUCUCCCAUCUGCCACACCUCGACUAUAUCGCCACCAUACAAGAAUUUCCUAAACCAUUACCACCGAAUUUGGUGUAUCUGAGACCGGUCUCAAUUCGCAUGACAUGGAAUGACGAUGAUCAGAAAACGCCUGUGCAUCUUUACGGACGAAAAGCCACGUAG